This is a messenger RNA of Physcomitrium patens, 603 nucleotides long. NCBI's taxonomy places the organism in Eukaryota, Viridiplantae, Streptophyta, Bryopsida, Funariales, Funariaceae. The record is from RefSeq and is a predicted model, not a curated record.
AUGGCAAAGACCGACAACAUUGUGGCGGCUGGCUUCUGUUUAUGGUGUUUUGGUGGUCGGCAGAACCAAGUCCUAGUUUGGUGUUUUUUCCAUUAUUUUUGGGCCACGGACCUGUAUCUGGACUUGGGUGUUUUGCUGCUGGCGACGGCCUCUGUGCGGGGGAGUGCCAUUGAUUGGGUUUUGGAGUGUCCUUUGAUUGGUUGGAAUUGCGGUUGGAGUCAAGGGGUGGCGGCUUUGACCCUGUUGAUGGCUCUUGAGUUACGGUGGUCGGUGGCCUUGCGGUGGACUGCUCUCGGUGGCCUUCUCGGAGAAAGAGAGAAGAAGGACAAAAGAUGGAAGGAGAGAGAGAAGGCAAAGAAAGAAAAGACAUGGGAGGAAGAAAGAAAGAAGAAGGACAAAAGAAGGAGGGAGAGAGAGAAUGGGCAAAGAGAGAGAAGACAAGAAGGAGAGAAAGCAUUAGAAGGAAAGAGAGAUAAGAAGGGCAAAAGAAGGAAGGAGAGAGAGAAAGGAAGGAGAGAGAGAGGGGGAAGGCAAGGGAGGGAGAGAGAAAGAAGGCAGAUAGAGAGGGAGCGUGAGGAAAGGAGAGAAGGCAAGGAAAGAUAG